Zingiber officinale is the source of this 653-nucleotide messenger RNA. RefSeq lists its product as uncharacterized. The record is from RefSeq and is a predicted model, not a curated record. Lineage: Eukaryota; Viridiplantae; Streptophyta; Magnoliopsida; Zingiberales; Zingiberaceae. The coding region runs from base 158 to 364 and encodes 68 amino acids. The transcript is spliced from 3 exons.
AUUCAUAUCGACGGUCGAGAUCAUCUUUCGCAUUAUAUCAAGGCUCGGGACUUCCUCUCGCGUAAAUACCAGAUCGGCAUCGCUGAAAACCCUCGUUCUCGACAGCCCGGCCGCCGAUUCUCGUCUCCUCAUCGCCUUCUGUUUCAGAGAUCGCGAGAUGAUGACAGAAGCACCUUUCUUGCCGAGGGAGAGGCUGAGGAAGCACCAGGAGUACUUCCAAAAUGCUCACAAACACACAUACCUGAAGGGGCGGUACGAUAAAAUAACUUCGGUUGCGAUACCACUGGCACUAGCAAGCACCGUCAUUGUCCUCAUUGGCCGCGGGAUGUACAACAUGGCCAACGGGGUCGGGAAGAAACAAUGAACCAAGCACUCUCACAGCAUCAGGGAUUCUAUCCUCUUCCUCUUUAUUUUCCUCCUCGCAAAGUAUGGGUUUUCCAUUAGCAUCAAUAAUGAAAACACAGCUUUAUCUUUCCAUGAGCAUGGAUGCUCAUCUUUCUUUCAAAGUCAAUGGGUGAUCUUGUGUAGUUGUGCCCAAAACAAUUUGUGCAAAUGCGACCUUUUGCCCUCUCAAAAGCAACGCUUUUAGUUGGAACUUUUAACUGCUUAAUUAUAUGAGUAAAAAUUAAGAAAGAAUCUUAUAGUUUUUUAAA